CGAGGUCACCAUCAGUUACUGUUUGAAAGUGCUACAGAAAACGUUAAAGCGAAAGAUUUGGGACGAGUUACUAUCAGUUUACAAAGUGUAAUUCAAGCAAUAUAUACAAAUGGCGCUUAUUCCAAUUUUGUUCCGUGAUUGGUGGGAUGACUGCUUGGACAGUCCACUACGAGCCUCUCGAAUCCUGGAUCAGCAUUUUGGCAGCGGCAUCACGGCGGACGACCUUUUGACAGCCCUCACAGCUUCAGGUAGGGCAAAUCGUCCCAGAGUCGGCUACGUUCGCCCAUGGCGCAAUACAAAUCUUGCUUCGCGUAACGAUUCCGGAUCUACAGUCAACGUUUCUGGUGACAAAUUCCAAAUUAAUUUGGACGUGCAGCAGUUUGCGCCGGAAGAAAUCGCUGUAAAGGCGACCGAAAAGUGCAUCACCGUUGAAGGUAAACACGAGGAGAAGCAGGACGAACAUGGCUUCAUCGAACGGCACUUUGUCCGACGGUACAUGUUGCCGGCAGGGCACGAUCAUAACGGUAUCGUGUCCUCAUUGUCUUCGGAUGGUAUUCUGACGAUCGUUGCGCCAAAAAAGGCUCUUCCACCGCCGGCGGAGGAGAAAGUGAUCCCUAUUACGCAGACAGGACAGCCAAUGAAAAAGCUAUCAGAGAAAUCUUCGAAUGAUGAGAAUUCGGCGAAAAAAGUCAAGAAUGGUAAUUAAGUGUUUAUCGUUAUUUCCUUUGCAUUUAGUUUUUCUAGUUUUAAAGACUGCUAUCAUGAACUGAAUAAUUUAAACUUUUCAU
Topomyia yanbarensis is the source of this 788-nucleotide messenger RNA. RefSeq names its product protein lethal(2)essential for life-like. NCBI's taxonomy places the organism in Eukaryota, Metazoa, Arthropoda, Insecta, Diptera, Culicidae. Gene Ontology annotation, biological process: protein refolding; response to heat. The transcript has a single exon. The coding region runs from base 110 to 706 and encodes 198 amino acids. Gene Ontology annotation, molecular function: protein folding chaperone. The record is from RefSeq and is a predicted model, not a curated record.